UACGACUCUGGGGCUCUCAAGGCGGCCUCUCGUGCGAUCCUGGGCGUGCAGGGCUGGGAGAGCGAUCCAGGGCCCCUGCUCUCAGUGCCGGAGGUUGGAAGAGGGUGAGUCGCCACUGCUCGAGGGCAAGAGCGCUACAGGAGUUGGAGGAAGGAGCGCCCGUCCGCCCGCCCGCCGGCCGCCGCCUCGCUGCCUCUCCGUGCUCGCUCUCUGGACUCCUAGGUUUGCUGGCUGCUCCUCCCAUCCGCGCCCGCCUCCUCUCUCGCUUGAUCGCUCGCUGGAGCUGGUUUCCAAGCCCUGCGGUGCGCUUGGGCGAGUGCGGGGCGAGGGGCCCCGGGCCAGCACCGAACAAGGGGCGGGGGUCGGGGCAGAGCGCAGCCUGCCGGGGAGGGGCCAUGUCUGGCGCGGGCGCAGCGGGGCCCGUCUGCAGCAAGUGACUGAGCGGCGCGGACGGCUGCCUGCCCCCGUCUGCCACCUGGGGCGGCGCGGCCCGGAGCCCGGAGCCCGGGUCGCGCGUAGAGCCGGCGCGAUGCACGUGCGCUCUCUGCGCGCUGCGGCGCCUCACAGCUUCGUGGCGCUCUGGGCACCCCUGUUCCUGCUGCGCUCCGCCCUGGCCGACUUCAGCCUGGACAACGAGGUGCACUCGAGCUUCAUCCACCGGCGCCUCCGCAGCCAGGAGCGGCGGGAGAUGCAGCGUGAGAUCCUCUCAAUCUUGGGCUUGCCCCAUCGCCCGCGCCCCCACCUCCAGGGCAAGCAUAACUCGGCGCCCAUGUUCAUGCUGGACCUAUACAAUGCCAUGGCGGUGGAGGAGGGCGGCGGGCCCGACGGCCAGGGCUUCUCCUACCCGUACAAGGCCGUAUUCAGCACCCAGGGCCCCCCUCUGGCCAGUCUGCAAGAUAGCCACUUCCUCACCGAUGCCGACAUGGUCAUGAGCUUCGUCAACCUCGUGGAACACGACCGAGAAUUCUUCCACCCGCGCUACCACCAUCGGGAGUUCCGGUUUGAUCUUUCCAAGAUCCCAGAAGGGGAAGCUGUGACGGCAGCAGAAUUCCGGAUCUACAAGGACUACAUCCGGGAACGCUUCGAUAACGAGACGUUCCGGAUCAGUGUCUACCAGGUGCUCCAGGAGCACUUGAGCAGGGAAUCAGACCUCUUCCUGCUGGACAGCCGAACACUCUGGGCCUCGGAGGAGGGGUGGCUGGUCUUUGACAUCACAGCCACAAGCAACCACUGGGUGGUCAACCCGCGCCACAACCUGGGCCUGCAGCUCUCGGUGGAGACUCUGGAUGGGCAGAGCAUCAACCCCAGGCUGGCGGGCCUGAUUGGGCGGCACGGGCCCCAGAACAAGCAGCCCUUCAUGGUGGCCUUCUUCAAGGCCACGGAGGUCCACUUCCGCAGCGUCCGGUCCGCAGGGAGCAAGCAGCGCAGCCAGAACCGCUCCAAGACGCCCAAGAACCAGGAGGCGCUGAGGAUGGCGAACGUGGCAGAGAGCAGUAGCAGUGACCAGCGGCAGGCCUGCAAGAAGCAUGAGCUGUACGUCAGCUUCCGCGACCUGGGUUGGCAGGACUGGAUCAUCGCGCCCGAAGGCUACGCUGCCUACUACUGUGAGGGGGAAUGCGCCUUCCCUCUGAACUCCUACAUGAAUGCCACCAACCACGCCAUUGUCCAGACGCUGGUCCACUUCAUCAACCCGGAGACAGUACCCAAGCCCUGCUGUGCUCCCACACAGCUCAACGCCAUCUCUGUCCUCUACUUUGAUGACAGCUCCAACGUCAUCCUGAAAAAAUACAGAAACAUGGUGGUCCGGGCCUGUGGCUGCCACUAACCCCUCCUGAAAACCAGACCCUCGGGGGAUCUUCUGGAUUGUCCUCUGCCCAGCCUGGCUGGGAGUCAGCAGACCAGCUGCGUUCUGUGGGACCUUUCCUUCCCCUGCUCCAUCUUUAAAGGUGUAAGCGUAUUAAGGAGUUUGAGUGGCAAAUGGCUUUUGAUCAGUUUUGGGGCUGCAUCAUCCAAUGGGCAAGAUUCUACAGGCUGCUACGGGCAAAACCUAGCAGGAAAAAACACAAAGAAAAUUUGCCUGGCUAAGGUCACUGGCUGUGAAGUCUCAGCUGUGUUCGGACUCGUUUUCCAGAGGUAAUUACGAGUGCCCGCCAGUCAGCCAGGCCACCCAGCAGCAGGGGAAGGGGGCGUGGCGAGGGGUGGGCAUAUUGGUGUCUGUGCCGAAGGAAUACUGACGCGGAAGUUCCUGUAAUAAAUGUCACAAUAAAACGAAUGAAUGAAAA
Molecule: messenger RNA, 2282 nt
Organism: Otolemur garnettii (small-eared galago)
Lineage: Eukaryota; Metazoa; Chordata; Mammalia; Primates; Galagidae
Gene: BMP7
Product: bone morphogenetic protein 7
Exons: 8
Coding region: 530-1825 (431 amino acids)
Biological process (GO): SMAD protein signal transduction
Cellular component (GO): extracellular region
Molecular function (GO): cytokine activity; growth factor activity
Source: RefSeq, a predicted model, not a curated record